Messenger RNA from Coprinopsis cinerea okayama7#130, 786 nucleotides. RefSeq lists its product as hypothetical. The transcript is spliced from 3 exons. NCBI's taxonomy places the organism in Eukaryota, Fungi, Basidiomycota, Agaricomycetes, Agaricales, Psathyrellaceae. The record is from RefSeq and is a predicted model, not a curated record. Bases 1 to 786 code for a protein of 261 amino acids.
AUGCAGCGACAAACGAGGAACAUCAUCCAGUUGGCGUCGACUCCAGCGCGCCAGCGAGGUGCCUUGACGGUGGCCAACCAAGGCCAAUUGACAAACCAUUUGAGGCGAUACAAUUCGAGCUUGACAAGUCUCAGGUGGAAACAGCUCUUGGUACCAAGCAUCUUCCGAGGCGCCGGAUUGGGCAUUGGCAUUGCCGUUGGCAUUUGUGUAGUUGUUGGCGCCCAAUACCACUAUUCUGGGUGGAAAGAGAAAGUGGAAACCGCUCACAAGACGCUGGAACUUCUGAAUAAGGCUGCUUCGGGAACGGAGAGAGACCACGACGGUCAAAAGAAGCCUAGCCAAUUGCUGAACCUAGCGAGAGAGGCCGUCAAAACAUACUUGGCUGGAGUACCACUUUCUGGUGCUGUGGUGGACCUGGCAUUUGAUUCCGUGGACAGCGCUAUCGACGCUCAUGGAGCUGAAGCGACCGCCAUUAUCUCCAGGAUGGCGAAGGAGAUCGAAUACACCAUAGACGCCCAUAAGACCUGGUCUACUGCCGCUGCACGGGACAUCUAUGGUAUCGUGAACCGGGAAACGAAGAAGUUGCGAGAAUUGGCUGGGAAACCGGAAACUCAAGAGGCUAUUCAAAGUGUCAAGCACGCGGCCGCUGAAAAGGCCCAAACCGGCAUCCAGCAAGCCAAGGCUUGGGGCUCGCAGGCCGGUGGAUUCGUUGCAAGCAAGUGGUCAUCCCGUCCUUCCAAGGAGUCUGGAAGUGACAUUCCGAAGGAUGAUUUCAACAAACCUUGA